This is a messenger RNA of Oldenlandia corymbosa var. corymbosa, 1524 nucleotides long. The record is from the annotation of a GenBank genome assembly. NCBI's taxonomy places the organism in Eukaryota, Viridiplantae, Streptophyta, Magnoliopsida, Gentianales, Rubiaceae.
AUGUGUUUGAAGCCUAUCUUCAGGGAGACAAUUAAGGGUCUCCAAAUGGAUCCUUACAAGUACCGUCCAUCGAGUUCUUACAACUCUCCAUUCUUUACCACAAAUUCUGGUGCUCCUGUCUACAACAAUAACUCAUCUCUCACUGUUGGAUCAAGAGGUCCAAUUUUGCUGGAGGAUUACCAUUUGGUGGAGAAACUUGCCAAUUUUGACAGGGAAAGGAUUCCGGAACGUGUUGUGCAUGCCAGGGGAGCCAGUGCCAAAGGUUUUUUUGAGGUCACUCAUGACAUAUCUCACCUCACAUGUGCUGAUUUCCUCCGUGCCCCGGGUGUCCAGACCCCUGUCAUCGUGAGGUUUUCCACUGUCAUUCAUGAAAGGGGUAGUCCUGAAACUCUUAGGGACCCUCGCGGUUUUGCUGUCAAGUUUUACACCAGAGAGGGUAACUUUGAUAUGGUGGGCAACAAUUUCCCAGUCUUCUUCAUCCGUGAUGGAAUGAAGUUCCCAGACAUGGUCCAUGCCCUGAAACCCAAUCCCAAAUCCCAUAUUCAGGAAAACUGGAGAAUCGUAGACUUCUUUUCGCACCAUCCUGAAAGUUUGCACAUGUUCACUUUUCUCUUUGAUGAUAUUGGUAUUCCACAAGAUUACAGGCACAUGGAUGGAUCUGGUGUCAACACUUAUACCCUAGUCAAUAAGGCUGGGAAAGCACUUUAUGUUAAGUUCCACUGGAAGCCCACCUGUGGAGUUAAGAGUUUGCUGGAAGAAGACGCCAUCAAGGUUGGGGGAGCUAACCAUAGCCAUGCCACUCAGGACCUCUAUGACUCAAUUGCAGCUGGGAACUAUCCUGAGUGGAAACUUUUCAUUCAGACAAUUGAUCCAGAUUUUGAAGACCAAUACGACUUUGAUCCGCUUGAUGUGACUAAAACUUGGCCUGAGGACAUAUUGCCCUUGCAGCCAGUUGGGCGCUUGGUUUUGAACAAGAACAUUGAUAAUUUCUUCAAUGAGAAUGAGCAGCUGGCUUUCUGCCCUGCUAUUGUGGUGCCAGGCAUUUAUUACUCAGAUGAUAAGCUACUCCAGACCCGUAUCUUUUCCUACUCCGAUACGCAAAGGCAUCGGCUUGGACCCAAUUAUUUGCAGCUUCCUGCAAAUGCUCCCAAGUGCGCUCACCACAACAACCAUUAUGAUGGUGCCAUGAAUUUCAUGCACAGAGAUGAUGAGAUCGACUACUUCCCAUCAAGGUAUGAUCCUGUCAGGCAUGCUGAAAAAUACCCCAUUCCUCCUGCAAUCUGUACUGGCAAGCGUGAGCGGGCUAUAAUUGCAAAAGAGAACAAUUUCAAGCAACCUGGCGAACGCUACCGUUCAUUUUCACCAGACAGGCAAGAGCGUUUCAUCCGUCGUUGGGUUGAUGCCUUAUCUGACCCAAAAGUCACAUACGAGAUCCGCAGUAUAUGGAUCUCUUACUGGUCUCAGGCUGACAAAUCACUUGGUCAGAAGCUCGCUUCUCACCUCAAUAUGAGGCCAAGCAUCUGA